Messenger RNA from Porites evermanni, 1020 nucleotides. NCBI's taxonomy places the organism in Eukaryota, Metazoa, Cnidaria, Anthozoa, Scleractinia, Poritidae. The record is from the annotation of a GenBank genome assembly.
AUGUAUCAGAUUUAUACAGAUGAUUUUUACAAAGAUAUAUCCCAUGACAUAGAAACCAAGUUUGACACAUCUGAUUAUCCUCCUGACCACCCAUCUGGAAUACUGACAGGAGUUAACAAAAAAGUUAUUGGUAUGUUUAAAGAUGAAGUAGCAGGAAAACAGAUUACUUAUUUUGUUGGAUUGCGGCCCAAGCUAUAUACUUUUAAAAUAGAGGAAAGUAAAGAAGUUCGUAAAUGUAAAGGUAUAAAGAAAAAUGUUGUAAAAAAGAGUAUAGAAUUUGAAGACUAUGUACAGUGUUUAUUUUCUGGUGAAAAGCAAAUGAGAACGAUGAAAAUUAUAAGAAGUGAAAAUCAUGAUAUAUAUUCAAAAGUAGUAAAUAAAAUAGCUUUGAGUAAUGAAGAUGAUAAAUUCAGUGUGGUGGAGGAUAAAGUAAAAACACUUGCUUUAAGAUAAUAAGAUAUAUAAUAAUAAAUGUGUUAUACAAAAGAAGAGAUAGAACGAUAUUUGGAAAUAUUAAGAAGUUAUAAUAAUACCCAAUCAGAAGGGGAAAAAAAUACGAAAGUUAGAUGUAGGAAUUGUCAAAGCGAUAGUUUCUUUGUUGAAUCAGGUUAUAAUAUUUGUGAUUAUUGUGGGUUAACUAAUGGUCAUGUUCUUGGUUAUUUUGACUUGAAAGAGUACGAUCGAUUACAUUUUCGAAAGAAGAGUAUUUAUCAGAGAAAGUACCACUAUGAGAAAAAGGUUGAUCAAGUUUCCAGAAGACUACACCUAACUGAGGAUCAAAAGUGUGAACUGUACAAUGAACUAAUGAAUAUAGAUAACCAUGUCAUAGAAAUACUAAACAAACAAUUUUGUAGAAAGAGAAUGAUAAGCAUUUUUUAUCUGAUCAAAAAAUUUCUGGAAGAAAUGGGUUGUGAAAAGAGCAAACUAGUUUAUCUAAAGAUUUCCGACCAAACUAUGAAGAAUUAUGAAAAGUGGUGGGAUAGUUACAAAUCACUCCUUUGUGAAAGCACCAGUAAAUAA